AUGGACGACAAUUACCCUCUGUGGGAAAAGAAGGGAAGAAGCCUACAGAAAUGGAUCGAGAACUACCGUGCAGCGGGUUGCCCGUACUCCAUUUCCACUUUCAAUCUGAAGCCCAGACAUCCGGACUAUACCGUCGAUCGCACAUCUGUGCAUCUAGACGCAAAAUUAUUGACCGCGCUUAACAUGAGCAACGCGAAUUCCACCUGUCGAAAAAUUAGCAUUAGGCAGCGUGACGAAGGUCCGCCAGUGUGGUGGAUUGGGCGCACUGGACCAGGUGUGAUCUUGAUUGACGAUAUCUUUAAGUCCAAGAGAAGCGACGAUCCAUAUAUAUCCGAGUUCACCAAGGCAGCCUACAAACUGGACUUCCCCUUGGACAGUCUGAAGAAUGUAAUUGUUCCCAAUGUAAACGAAGUGAACACCAUUUCGUGUAUCAAAAAGGUGUACAAAUCCCGCGAAGGACUUCGUUAUCCAUCCAGCACACAGCAGGCUUGGGAGCCGUCCUCGUCCGAGUUCCAUGCUCUGCUAGGAACUGGAAUCGGCAAAAUCAUUGCAGCGUUCGUUCUGUGUGCAUGGGGCCAAGGGAGAAAGCGAAUUGUGAGAAUUGUUACUUUCCACAUUGGUGCCGACGUUCACAAGCUGUAUAUGCGGUUCGAUCUGGAUGAUAUGUGA
Penicillium roqueforti is the source of this 669-nucleotide messenger RNA. RefSeq lists its product as uncharacterized. The record is from RefSeq and is a predicted model, not a curated record. Lineage: Eukaryota; Fungi; Ascomycota; Eurotiomycetes; Eurotiales; Aspergillaceae. Bases 1 to 669 code for a protein of 222 amino acids. The transcript has a single exon.